This is a messenger RNA of Contarinia nasturtii (swede midge), 1458 nucleotides long. RefSeq names its product probable proline--tRNA ligase, mitochondrial (gene ProRS-m). The transcript has 8 exons. Gene Ontology annotation, molecular function: ATP binding; proline-tRNA ligase activity. Lineage: Eukaryota; Metazoa; Arthropoda; Insecta; Diptera; Cecidomyiidae. Gene Ontology annotation, cellular component: mitochondrion; cytoplasm. Bases 76 to 1383 code for a protein of 435 amino acids. Gene Ontology annotation, biological process: prolyl-tRNA aminoacylation. The record is from RefSeq and is a predicted model, not a curated record.
GCUGUCAACCCAAAUGUCAAAUGAAACGUUGCUGUUAAAUGAAAUUACAUUUAUGUUUUGGUUAAUAAUAUUAAAAUGCAUCGAGUUUCGAAAAUUUUUCAUCCAGCCGAUUCAAUGCUGCAAAAAACCAAGAACACCUUUGGAUCCAAAAAUCAAAGCUUGCUGAUUGACUAUGGACUGAUGAAACCACUGGACAAAGGCACCUAUUACUAUUUGCCGAUAUUACAACGAUCGAUCAAUAAAACAAGCGCACUCAUUAAACGAUUUAUGCACAAAAUUGAUGCACAAGAGAUUACCAUACCAAAUUUAACAGCAACCGAAUUUUGGAAAAAGUCAGGACGAUACGAUGACUACCAAUCCGAAUUAUUCCAACUGAAAGAUAGAAACGACAAGAUGUUACUUCUCGGACCGACCUUUGAAGAAGUGAUAACACAUAUGAUGAAAUUUGGUCAAAAUAUCGGUGAGAAACAAAUGCCCAUCCGAUUGUAUCAAAUCGGGAAUAAAUUUCGCGAUGAGAAUGCUCGGUACGGUCUGCUGCGUUGCCGUGAAUUUCUUAUGAAAGAUCUCUACACGUUUGAUAUGGACAAAGAGAGUUCUACACAAACAUACGAAGAAGUCAACGAAAUUUACGAUAAAUUUUUUAAGUUUCUAGGAAUACCAUUUAAAAAAGUUGAAGCCGAUGCUCAACAAAUGGGAGGUAAUUUGUCGCAUGAGUACCACUACUUGACACCAAUUGGCGAGCAAAAACUGCAGGAGUGUUCAGUUUGUAAUGAAACAUCGGUGAACUCAACGGAGACCGGUGACUCAGAGUGUCCAAAGUGUAAAUCGAAUCGCGUGGAAAAAUGUUCGGGGAUUGAGGUCGGUCACACAUUUCUUCUGGGCGAUACGUACACAAAGCGACAAAAGGCGCAUUAUUUGAAAGGCAAUAAACCCGUCCCAAUGCAAAUGGGAUGCUAUGGCAUUGGAGUGACACGUUUAAUAGGUGCUGCCAUUGAAAAAUUAUCAACGGAUUCACAUUUACGGUGGCCAUUUCCGAUAGCACCAUUCUCAGUUUGUAUUGUGCCGCCGGAAAAACGGAGCAAAGCAUUUAAUGCGGCUAGUCAUUAUUUGGACGAAAUACACAAUCAAUUGAAUAGCAUUCCAACGCUACAUGAUUCAAUUUUAGUUGACGAUCGGAUUCGAGUUACAGUUGGCGAUCGAUUUCGAGACGCGAGAAGAUUAGGUAUUCCGUUAGUAGUGAUAAUCGGAAAAAAAGCAAGCGAACCAGAAAAUCCACAGUUUGAAUUGCACUUCAUCCAAGAGGAAAAGGAAUGUUAUCUAUCGUUUAAUGACCUUAUCGCCGAGAUCACCAAGUACACACAAGAAAAACUCAAAGAAGACUAAUUUUCUUUAACCAUUGUUGGGACAUUUUUAUUAGCUAUAUUAACUAGUCGAAAUAUUUUACAUAAAAAUUGUAAA